Messenger RNA from Triticum aestivum (bread wheat), 868 nucleotides. RefSeq names its product MAPK kinase substrate protein At1g80180. The coding region runs from base 207 to 542 and encodes 111 amino acids. NCBI's taxonomy places the organism in Eukaryota, Viridiplantae, Streptophyta, Magnoliopsida, Poales, Poaceae. The record is from RefSeq and is a predicted model, not a curated record. The transcript has a single exon.
UCCCCUCCCGCUCCAUAAAUCUCCUCCCGAUCGUUUCCUGCCCGCGUUGAUUGCGUCGGCGCCCCAGCGUACGCGCACGCCAAGUUUUACCACCACGGCCGGGCUCGCCACACGCGACGCGUAGACACAGGCACGGGCAGGCAGGCAGGCGCAGCUCCUCUUCUCCUGCAGCGCGCGCGCCACAAGGAAAGGAAGGGCGGCGAGCGAUGGCGGGGCUGCAGCGGUCGAGCGGCACGUUCCGGCGGUCGGGGUCGUCGGGGAUGGUGUGGGACGGCGACAGCCACCUGUCCGGGGAGAUCAAGCCCGUGCGGGUCGAGCGGAGCCGCUCCACGGGCCACGCCGGGUACAGGGCGUCCGCCGGCCGCGUCUCGCCCGCGCUCGACCCGCCCUCGCCCCGCGUCGCCGUCUGCGGCUUCUGCGCCUUCUUCCGCGGCGGCAAGGCAAAGGCGGCGAAGAAGGGCAACGACGGCAAGGCGGCCAAGUCCAAGGCUCGAACGGCCGCCGGUUCACCGAGACCAAAGGCGAGGCGAGCCAGUGGCUGAUUCAUCUGUACAUCCCCACAGCACGUACGUAUAUAUAUGUAAAUCUCGGUAGUUUCUUCCCUUCUCUUGCGUUACUGAUUGUACACAUGUAUAUAGAGUAGUAAGUGCGCGGAUUUAGUACGGUCGAUGUAUAGAGGGUAGCGUAGAACCGUGAGCCUCCAUGGAUGAUCCCUCUUUUUGCGAGAGCGGGUCUCAUCAUCACUUGAUUGUACAGUGUCCUCGUUCAUUUUGCUAUGUGACCAGAUAUUUGUAGGACGGCAGGAUUACUGGCAGUAGAACUUUUGCUACUUAAACGUGCUGUGUGUAUUCUGUUAUGUGCUUUUCCA